AUGGCCUCAGGUCGAUCUAAGGACUGCGGACCGAUUGAGAAACUUUACAUCAAUAAUACUGCAUCUGUUGUUUUAUCGCCAACAAACGAUACGACAUUUGAAUCAUCUGCUUUAGUCACAUGUGAUGUUGGCCAUGUGGUCGCCGAUAGGGAUAAUUUCCAAAAUCAGUUCAAUUUGACAUGUGGACAAGAUGGGAAGUGGAACGAAGUAAAAGAUUGUAUCAGAAUUGAUUGUGGAAACCUAUCAUCACUGAAUCUCUCAAACACGGAAAAAGUAUUGCUUCAAAAAGAUACAAAAUACACUUCAACAGCUAAUAUAUCUUGUCAGAUGGGAUAUACUAAUGUCAACCAAAAUCAGACAGAGGGAAUUUCAACAACUGAGGUGAUAUGUAGCGAGAAUGGCACUUGGGAAAAUUUACCAAAUUGUCGCAAAAAGGAUUGUGGAGAUCUGUCACUACUUAACCUUACAAACACGGAAAAUGUAUCUCUUCAAAAUGACACGAAAUACAAUUCAACAGCUGAUAUAUCUUGUCAGACUGGAUAUACUGAUGGCAACCAAGGUCAAAUAGAGGGCAUUUCAACAACUGAGGCGAGAUGCAGCGAGAUUGGAACUUGGGAAAAUUUACCAAAUUGUGUCAAAAAAGACUGCGGGUUAAUUGAGAAUCUUAACAUCAAUAAUACCGAAUCAGUUGUUUUAUCGCCAACAAACGAUACGACAUUUAAAUCAUCUGCUUUAGUCACAUGUGAUGUUGGCCAUGUUGUCGCCGAUAGGGAUAACUUCCAAAAUCAGUUCAAUAUGACAUGUGGACAAGAUGGGAAGUGGAACAAAGUGACAGAUUGUGUCAGAAUUGAUUGUGGAAACCUGUCGCCACUGAACCUCUCAAACACAGAACAAGUGUUGCUUCAAAAUGAUACAAAAUACACUUCAACAGCUAACAUAUCUUGUCAGAUCGGAUAUACUAAUGUCAACCAAAAUCAGACAGAGGCUAUUUCAAGAACUGAAGCGAUAUGUAGCGAGAAUGGAACUUGGGCAAAUUUACCAAAUUGUGUCAAAAAAGAUUGUGGAGACGUUCAGAAUGUCAGGAUGGAACAUGCAGUUAAUAGGACUCUUUUGAAUAAUACCACCAAAUACAACGAUACGGCAGAAAUUACGUGUGAUUUAGGUUACUACGAUAUUGAUCAGAAGCAAACAACGGGUGUAUCAAUACGUACAGCACUAUGCUCGAACACGGGAAAAUGGACAGAUACUCCCAAAUGCGUACCUAAAGAUUGCCAUGAUGUUAAAGUCAUCACCAUAGUUCAUGCAACACAAAGGCGUUACAAUGACACGAAAUUCAAUUCUACAGCAGAAAUAGAUUGCGAUGAUGGAUAUUACGACCCAAGAGAAAAUCAAACAACUGCAACAUCAACUACUGUAAUCAGAUGUUCUGAACAAGGAACCUGGACCAACAUUCCUAACUGUAUACGUAAAGAUUGCGGAUCCCUUGAAAUGUUAAAUAUAUCACAUGCUGCAAACAGACUCAUAUUUACUGACACAAACUACGGAUCCAGUGCUGCUAUAACAUGUAAAACAGGGUACUAUGAUAACAAUAAAGCCCAGUUGAAGGGGGUAUCAUCCACACUGAUGAAAUGUUCUGAGAACGGAACGUGGGCAAAUGUACCAAACUGUGUCAGAAAAGAUUGUGGAAACCUAACAGAUAUCAAGAUAACUAAUGCCGUUCACAGACGUCUACAUACAGAUACAAAAUUUAAAUCAAUGGCUGAUAUAGACUGCGAUGACGGAUAUUAUAUUAAAGGUAGAAAUCAAAUAGCUGGAAUAUCCACCCAAACCGUAGCAUGUUCUGAUACAGGAACAUGGACCAAUGUGCCAGAAUGUGUUCCUAAAGAUUGUGGAAGAUUGAACAAAUUAAACUUGUCAAAUGCUGAAAACAGGAAUCCUAUCAACGGAACCACAAUUUAUACGUCGCUGGCAAAUAUAAGUUGUGAUGAGGGAUAUAAGGAGUUAAAUAGAAGUCAGGUACUAGGAAUAACAUACACUGUGGUUAGAUGUAACGAAAACGGAACGUGGGCAAAUCUACCUCAAUGUGUCAGAAAAGAUUGCGGACCUGUCAAUCAACUUCACCUAAAAAACCUUAACCUAGCAUCAGUACAACUACAUGAUGAUACCAAGUUUAACUCUACAGUAGAUGUACUUUGUGAUGGUGGUUACUAUAAUAAACAUGACACUCAAACAGCUGGACUGUCAACAACUACUCUAACAUGUUCCAAGAAUGGAACCUGGGUGAACCUACCAUCUUGCGUUCCUAAAGGAAUGUACAUUUUAACACAUAAAUUUAUAUACUAUAAUAAUUGUACUUCUUUUUAG
Molecule: messenger RNA, 2364 nt
Organism: Ruditapes philippinarum (Manila clam)
Lineage: Eukaryota; Metazoa; Mollusca; Bivalvia; Venerida; Veneridae
Product: sushi, von Willebrand factor type A, EGF and pentraxin domain-containing protein 1-like
Exons: 12
Coding region: 1-2364 (787 amino acids)
Source: RefSeq, a predicted model, not a curated record